UCGCACUGGAAACGGCAUCCAAUUGAUCCAAACUAUAGAUCCCUAUUUGAGACAUAACCAGAACUAUGACGACCAAUAAAAAUAAAUAACUACUUUCACUUAAUUACAGGCUCUAUUGACCCUUCAAAAAAUUAAUCAAUAAUUGUUAUUAUCCACUCAAGAAGAUAACCAAUCUUAUUAAUUAACUAGACGCUAUUUAUAACAGCGUAAACUAAAGGCUCUCCUUACUUUUUACAAUAAACGGUAAAUUGAUUGCCCAUCAAAAACCCAAGAGAACUUUCUCAAAAACCUUGUUUACAAGCUACAAGCUUUCUUUUACUAAGCUCAGAGAAUCAGUGCAGCGAAGCGAAAAGUAACUGUGGACUGUGGAAAGCCAUCGGGAAGAGUAUACGAUCAAAGAGUUCAGUAAGGCCUUAGUCGCGACGCGGUCAAGGCGGCGGUAACGUCCGCUUAAAAAAAAACUUUAAAAAAACAUACGCGCGCGCUCCCGGCUGUCAAAAAAAGGUUCUUUAUACUAGCACCCAAGUUGUUCAGUUUAAAAGUUAAAAUUGUGAUAAAGAAAUGGUGAUUGUGAGUUUGUGACUUGAACAGCUUUCACAAUGGGUCCUCCCAUCCCCGUGUGGCCGCCAUGUCGCCCGGGAGCCGCCAUCUUGUCGCCGGCUGACAGAUCCGUGUUGCUGAAGGUGUCUGUCUGUCUGUUCGUGCUUCACACGCUGCUGCAGGGUGCCAGGGCGGGGCCGGUUAUAUUUAAUGUGGACUAUUUACAAGGUCCAGUGCCACUAGCUAGGAAUAUACGUCACUUGCCAUGUAUAUCAAGAAGAACAGGCGCAGAAGGCCUCUGCAUGUUCGCAAUAGACUGCCUCAAAGCCAACGGCACACAUCUAGGAACAUGUAUAGACAGGUUCUACUUCGGAUCCUGCUGCCAAGUACAGGACAAAACAGUAAUACCUAUUAACAACAUAGAAGAUAACUCCAUAGAUGGCGCUAACUUCGUCCAUCCACAAACAGAAGAUAAAACUACAAUUAAAGUUGAAAAAGUUGAAGUAACUACUGCAAAAACGACAGUAGCAGAUAAAAUAGAAAUGGAGACUAAGUCUGAUGAUCUAGAUAAUAAGAUACCUGAUGAUAAAACUACUGAUCAAGAGGUUACAACUAAAGCUGUUAAACCUGAAGAAGUCACAGAAAUUCCUGUUAAACUAUCUACAUUCCAGACUGUUUCUGGAGAUUUAGUCACUGAAAAAUCAACGACGGAAGCGAUUAAAACUACUGUUACAACAAUAAAGCCAAGUAGAAAACCAGUUACUUAUAAACCUAGACCGACGUACAGACCUACCAACUUCACCAAGCCUCAGUAUAUACAGCCAAAUAGACCAAAACCAACUAAACCUUUAUCAGUAUACAACACUACUAGAAAACCUAUUUAUCGACCCCCACCUAAACUACCUUCAACCAAAAAGCCUCUACCCAUCCCUCCUAGACUAAAUAUAACUAUUUUACCACAAUCUACUAGCUCCAGACCUAUUUUCACUAGACCACUAUCAACUAUAACAUUUAUAAAUGCAACACAAGAAACUACUUCAACGACGACAACAGAAACUCCAACAACUGAGAAAAUUAUUGAAACUGAAGCAACUACUCAACCUACAACAACAUCAACAACAACAACAACAACAACUACAACAACAACAACAACAACAACAGAACCACCAACAACAACAACAGAACUCCCAACAACAGUAGCACCUACAACAGAAGUAACAACAGAACUGGUCACUGAAACAACAGAAAAGCAAGUAACUGAGACUGAAGAGCCAACAACAGAAAGAUCUACAGACUACCCUCCUUUAGUAACCUGGUCGAGUACGGUGGACGCUGCCACCAAGGCGCCAGAAAACAUCACUACUACUUCUGAUGAAAUAUGGUCUCCUAUUACCCCACCAGACGGCUGGGUGCUGUUGACUGUGCCCCCCGAAACAACAACAACAACCAGUUCAACAACGACACCAACAACGACAACAACAACAACAACAACGUCAACAACAACAUCAACGACAACUACAACAACAACAACGACAGAAGCACCCACAACAGAACCCGAAACCGAAGCACCCACAACGCCCAUAACAGAACAACAACAAACAACAACAACAACGCCAAAAACAACAACAACAGAAGCGACCACAGAGUCGGUCACAGACGCCAUGUUGGAAUUCACGGUCAAUGUGACGUUGUCGCCGACAGUGCCGCCGACUACGGAGAUAGUCACGACAAUGACAGGCAAUGCGACAAAUGUUACUGAGGCUAGCACUGAGUCAGUGACAACGACAACAACUAGCAAUGUGACCACCGAGGCUCCGGUCACCACUACAGAACCGGUCAACAUGACCGACUACAAGGAUGUGUGUGGCCGUCGCCUUUGGCCGCAGGGGCGUAUCGUCGGCGGGACCAAGUCUGGCUUCGGGCAGUGGCCUUGGCAGAUCUCCCUGCGACAGUACAGGACAUCGACGUACCUGCAUAAGUGUGGAGCCGCCCUUUUGAACGAAAACUGGGCGAUUACGGCAGCGCAUUGUGUGGAACAUGUACCGCCAUCAGAGCUGCUAGUAAGACUGGGAGAGCAUGAUUUGGCGACAGAAGAUGAACCUUAUGGCUUCGCGGAGAGGAGAGUUCAAAUCGUGGCCAGCCACCCACACUUCGAUCCUGCUACGUUUGAAUACGAUCUGGCGUUACUGAGAUUCUACGAGCCAGUAACGUUCCAGCCGAACAUUCUCCCAGUCUGCGUUCCCGACAACGACGAAGAUUUCGUCGGAAAGACUGCGCAUGUCACUGGAUGGGGACGGCUUUACGACGACGGCCCCCUCCCGACAGUCCUGCAAGAGGUCGAGGUGCCCAUCAUAAACAAUACGGCAUGUGAGGCUAUGUACCUAGCAGCGGGAUACAAUGAACAUAUACCUAAUAUCUUCAUCUGUGCUGGCUGGAAGAAGGGCGGGUCUGACAGCUGUGAAGGUGACAGCGGCGGGCCUAUGGUGGUACAACGCGAACGCGACGGUCGAUUCGUCCUCGGUGGCGUGAUAUCCUGGGGAAUAGGCUGCGCUGAGCCCAACCAACCUGGCGUGUACACUCGCAUAUCAGAGUUCAGAGAUUGGAUCAACCAGAUAUUGCAGUUUUAGGCGUGCUGGGGAAUAUUGCCGAAGUUGAAAGCCUCCACCACACAUGAAGCGCUUUGAUAGCAUAGCAUUAGCGGACGUUAGUUACCGCCGGCGUCCGCAAGGCGCAACGCUACGCUCUCAAAACGCGCAUGUCUGACCGAGCUUUUAUAGUAGUUUUACUAUAACAGUACUCUAAAAUGUAGUGGAUUGAAAUGACUGUACUUACAGCGAUAUAAUGUCAAUCAAUGCUAAAUCUGCCCGGUGUGUAUACGCGGAUUGGAUGAACCAGAUAUUGCAAUUAUAAAUAAAUAUUGCCUAAAAUAUUAGUGGGAAAAUAUUGCCAACCCUAGUUAUAGUACAAAUGUAAUGUAAUGUGGAGAUUAUCUGUUUGUCUGACCAGAUAAGGAAAAAGUACCAGUACUCGACACGUUAACAUCUCGAGUGCCGAAACGUGGAUCCACGUUCGUAGGUAUUGGACUCUAAUUUAAAAUUAAUUAGAAUUCAAUAUCUACUAACGUGGAUCCACGUUCCGGCACACAAGAUUUUAAUGCCCAAAAGAUGACAAUAUUUUGUCACAUUUAAUGACAAUUACUUAAGAUAUAAUGUGGCUUCGAAUGGGACACUGUCGAGCACUGGCACUUUUAAUUUACGAAAAUUUAUUUAUAAUGAUUUUCUAUUAUUAGAAAAUUCAUUCAUGAAAAUUUAUUCACGACGUGAUAUCAGUAUACGCGCGUAUCUGAGUUUAGGGAUUGAUUCAAGCAGAUACUACAUUUUUAGGGGUAUUGCUGGGAAAUACUGCCAAACUUACAACCAGUGGGCUAGUUCACCACAGUGACAUUGAAAAUUCUGUAACUAGAAUUAUGAAAAAUCACUAGCUUCAGAACACGGGAGUCUAGUUUCAUUAUCAUCAUCGUAAAAUAAUGUGUUUUUUGUUUUUCACAACGACAAAAAGAAGACAACUAAAGAUUUUGUGUUUUUGCCUUUUAUGUGCUUAAGUCUUAGAAUGCAUUUAUAAAAUGUAAGAAUAUAACGAACAACGAAUUUAAUCUAGGUAGGUAGGUUAAAUAAUGAAUUAUUGUUAUUUAAUACA
Leguminivora glycinivorella is the source of this 4236-nucleotide messenger RNA. It is a transcript of the gene Np, whose product is annotated as serine proteinase stubble. Bases 600 to 3167 code for a protein of 855 amino acids. The record is from RefSeq and is a predicted model, not a curated record. Gene Ontology annotation, biological process: proteolysis. The transcript is spliced from 11 exons. Gene Ontology annotation, molecular function: serine-type endopeptidase activity. NCBI's taxonomy places the organism in Eukaryota, Metazoa, Arthropoda, Insecta, Lepidoptera, Tortricidae.